CAAGUUAUUUUAGUUUGACAUUCGCAUUGGUCACUUCAAGAUGGCGAUAAAAUCGAAGUCGUCGGUGGGCUUUUUGCAAAAUUAAAAAUUUUAUUUAUACCCUAAAAGACGUACAAAAAUAGAAAAAAACGUAUUUAAAUUAUAAUAAAGCAGUCUAGAAAGUGUUCUGAAUAUAAAAGGUGCAUGAGUAAACGCCCUGAGAGGCGCUGUGGUGCAGCCAAGGUACUCCGUCGCAGCAGAGCAGAUAGCAGAUAGCCCAAGUUGGCAAAAUUCAAGCAGAAGAACCAACAACAUUGGUAGGUGGUAUAGUACGAGCGAAUGUUAACGGAAGACAAUAUUUUGGGUGCAUUUUGGGGAAAAAUUUAAAAUAGAAAGUUUAGAAUUCAAUUCACCUAUUACACCAGCGGCUGGUGCGUGAGAAGCCUGCGUCCUAGUUCAAGUGGCAGUAAAUAGAUAUAGGGCAAACUUAUUGUUUCUGAUGCCGUGGUAGCCAUCGAAGUCAGCAUGAUGAACAAUUACACUAACAUGAUGAUUGGCGAUCAAUUUCGCAAAAUGGAAAGUACAACUUAUUCACCAAAAUCUUCGCCACAUGGUGGACGUUCGCCAGUAGUGUCGAGGCAAGAUUCAUCGGGCACUCUAAAAACUACAAUAUCACUAGGCAAAACGCCCACAAUAAUACAGACGGGGCCCUUUUACUCAAUGAAGGAACCACCAGGCAAGGGCGAAUUGACGGGUGAUAAAGACCUAAUGACCGAAUAUGGGCUGCAUCACACACUGACCAAGUUUAAGGAUAAAAAAGUCAAGGAGUCGCUAGCUUCCUUUCUACCCAAUUUGCCUGGCAUCUACGACACUACAAGCAAUCUGGAAAACAGCACACUGCGUAGCGUUAUUGAGAAACCGCCCAUUGGUGGCAAGGAGCUGGUGCCAUUAACUGCCGUACAAUUAGCUGGCUUCCGGCUACAUCCUGGACCUCUACCUGAACAGUAUCGUGCGCUAAAUACGACACCCGCACGAAAACACAAAAACAAGCAUAAAAAACACAAACACAAAGAUGGCGCUGCGCCGCAAGAAACGUCGCUGAUGGACUCCUCUGGACUUGAAACCUAUGAACGCAAACACAAAAAACAAAAGCGUCAUGAGGACGAUAAGGAGCGAAAGAAGCGAAAAAAAGAAAAGAAACGUAAAAAGAAAAGUCACAGUCCAGAACCCUCAGCUGCUGGAUCUGUCGCAGGUGGCAAUAGUGGAGGCAUUGGCACAGGUGGUGGUGUGGGUGGGGGUAGUUCGGGCAUCGUUUCGCUAGGUGUCAUGCCACCAAUGGGUGGCAGCAGUGGCAGUGUAGGCACAUUGGGUGGUGGCGUAAAUGUGCUGCCCGGCGCAGUUGCAGCGAUGCAACAACCACCGCAACAACCACAAAUGGCGCCAGCGCCAAUGUUAAGUGACAUGGGCACGAUAUCACAGCAAUUAAUGCUCUAGGGAGGAAGCAAUAGACAGCUGUGAAAGUAAAAAGAAAACACACAAAGCAGCA
Rhagoletis zephyria (snowberry fruit fly) is the source of this 1525-nucleotide messenger RNA. It is a transcript of the gene MED19, whose product is annotated as mediator complex subunit 19. The record is from RefSeq and is a predicted model, not a curated record. Gene Ontology annotation, molecular function: transcription coregulator activity; transcription factor binding. Gene Ontology annotation, biological process: positive regulation of transcription by RNA polymerase II. Gene Ontology annotation, cellular component: mediator complex. Lineage: Eukaryota; Metazoa; Arthropoda; Insecta; Diptera; Tephritidae.